Messenger RNA from Rotaria sordida, 282 nucleotides. NCBI's taxonomy places the organism in Eukaryota, Metazoa, Rotifera, Eurotatoria, Philodinida, Philodinidae. The record is from the annotation of a GenBank genome assembly.
AUGACUCGAAAUUCAUCAUCAACUAAAAAAACUAAAACAGAUUUAACAAAAGUUGAAUUAAAAAAAUUAAAAUCAAUUUUACCAACAUUAAAACAAAAACCAACAUCAACACCAAUUGAAAUUGUCUUAGAAACAAUUCGUUAUAUUCGUCAAUUAGAAAAUCAAUUAAUUGAUCGAUUUCAAACGGAUACAUCUCUAUCAGUUCCAUUUACUUCUCGAACAUCAUUAUCCGAUAUGUCAACUGAUUCAUCAUUACUACAAGAUAUUUCAAAUACAGACUGA